GCAGUCCUCAUCGCCGCGCCUUCGUAUGAGCCGUGUGUCGCUGCCGGUCUCCCCCCGCGCCCCGCGACGAUCCGUCUCACCCGCAUUCUAGUUGUGGGUGUCGCGCCGUGCAGUCCUCGCGUGUGCCGCUCAACUUAGUGCGCCGUUUGUGAGUGCUUUAAAUCCCGCACGAGUGUCAGUGUGACAGAGGACCCUGUGCCACCCCGCGGAGGAUGUUAACAGCGCACGGUAGCAGCUGUUGACGUUCGUAGAAGCAGCCAGCCAAAGGCAACUCUUUUUCUCGCCCCCCGCUCCCCGCAUCCCCUUCCAAGAUUGCUGCCACCAUGGGUCGGAAGAAAAUACAAAUAUCCCGGAUUACGGACGAACGGAAUCGGCAGGUCACUUUCAACAAGCGUAAAUUCGGUGUGAUGAAGAAAGCUUAUGAGCUUAGCGUACUAUGUGACUGCGAGAUCGCUCUCAUCAUCUUUAGUUCCAACAACAAACUGUACCAAUACGCUAGCACUGAUAUGGACAAGGUUCUCUUGAAAUACACGGAAUACAACGAACCCCACGAGUCACUGACAAACCGCAACAUCAUCGAGGCACUAACGAAGAAAGAGCAUAAGAACGGAGUGAUGUCACCGGACAGCCCGGAAGCGGAACCCGAAUACAAUCUGACACCAAGGACCGAAGCAAAGUACUCAAAGAUUGACGAAGAAUUCCAAAUGAUGAUGCAAAGGAACCAGUUGAACGGGAGCCGAGUCGGAGUGGGAGUGGCUGGUAGCAACUACAACCUGCCAGUUAGCGUCCCAGUCGGCAACUAUGAUCAAACACUACUUCAAGCUAGUCCUCAAAUGCACACUUCUAUCAGUCCACGGCCAUCGUCUUCGGAAACCGAUUCAGUAUACCCAAGCGGCGGAAUGCUAGAGAUGUCAAACGGCUACCCAGGUUCAGGAUCUCCAUUAGAUGAAGGAUGUACGCCAUCGCCCUCGCCGGGCCCGGCACCAUCACCUCAUCGGCACGGACACAAAUCGCACGGACAUGCACCGCCGCCGCAUCACUCGCCGCGGCACAACAACUUGCGCGUCGUCAUACCCAGCUCAAUGCCUCCACCUCAGGAUGACAUAUCUUACGCUGGAGAGACACCACUCGGCUACUCAGGACUCGGCAAUUUCGGACCACAAGAUUUCAGCAUCAACUCGGACAUGGGCAUCGGACUGACGUGGGGGGCGCAUCAGCUCCAGACGCUACAGCACAACAGGUACAUUAGCAGCCUGCCAGUAAUGGGCGGGGGUGGGACGCCACCACCAGCUGCAUCGCCUAGCAACGUGAAGAUCAAAGCAGAACCAGUGUCGCCACCUCGUGCACCUGAUCACCUCCACCGCGCGCCACCACCGCAACCAGCUCCGCAACCCGCACAUCUCUCUGGCGUCAUUGAUGUGUAUCGGCACGUUGCAGGUUCAGUGUCCUCGAGCAACAUGGGCUCGCCGGCCGGCCAAGACAUGCGGCACUCGGCCGUGCCACUGGACUAUGAGCAGCCGCACACGAAGCGGCCGCGGAUCGAGGGGUGGGCCACAUAGCUAGGCUACGAGGCCUUCGGCUCGUACCCGAGGCCCCUGCACCCGCACUGCUAGACCCGCGAGGCCCCGCACUCUCGCGGCCCUCUAUCGAGCUUGUGACCGUCCUCCGGCAUGCUCCACCCGGACUGAACAGUUCCCCGCGGCACAGUGCUAAUCUUAUCACUAAAAAAGUCUGAUAAGCAAAAGGUGCAUCCAAAUUAAACGGUGCUUACAUUAUUGAUGGCACGGUCGACUAACUCUCGAGAAGCUGCCCCACUCCCGGGCGUAGUACGUUACAUAUUCGUAUAUAAUUGAAUGUUCAACUUUACACUACCCUCUAUUAAUACGUAAUUAAUUAUUGUAAUGCACACAAGUACACUAAAGAUUAAGAUUAAAUGUUAAAAUUAAGUACAAUAGCAACCCUUCUGAACAAUUUUGAACUUUAAGUACAUAUAGAUAGAUAUUGAAUUCCCCUGUAAAUAGACGACAUUAUAUGUGCAAUCCGUGCCAUUGUCUGUUUAGCUUAAAGUUAGUCAAUUUAAAGAUUAGUGAGUAAAUGUACUAGUGCUGUAUAAGUUGAAGAGUUGAAGCGGCGGACGGCGCGCGGCGUUGUGUAGUGCUAUGGACACGGACCACAAACUGUGUGAAGUGGGACUUGUAAUCAAACGACUGUUGACAUUUUGUGUUAGUGUUUUAAAAGUUUUUUGUGCCAUUUUAAAAAUUAUAAUAAUAGUGUGACAUCCGAACUUGAAUCUGUAAAUUUAGUAGUCCUAGUGUCAUCACAGAAGAUAAUAAAUUAUAUGUAUUGUAAAAUCUACUUUAUCUAUUGACAUAUUUAUACAUGAGAAUCAUAAUGAUAUUUACAUGAUAUGUAUACACGUCCCGUUAGGAACGAAUGUUAUGUAAGUAAGUAGGUAAUAUUAGCUAGAAUUGAGUAUAUAAAGGUACCACACGAAGCUUUAAAAUUUCUUAUGAUAACACUUGCACUCUAAGCAGAUUUUGUAUGUGAACACGGUUUAUAUUGUAAACAAUUAGAACUCUUGACAUUUCCGAACUGACAUUUCAGUUCGACAGAUUAAAAAUAAAUUGUUGAAAAAAAGGUCACUCGUUUUUUGAGUUUCGCUUCAAGCUAAACCAAAUAGCAUUACAAGUAGUGUAUGCGAUAAAUUUAAUGUUACAAAUUUAAUUUUCUUCUCAAGUCAAUCUGUCUACGCUUCGAUAUUUAUCUUGAAUACCAAUCCCAUCCAUAUAUAUCAUCAAUAUGUAUGUAUGUAUGGUCGUAUAUCGUUGCAGACCAAAAUAUAUCGAGUCAAUUUUGUAUAUCAAAAUGUAAUUUACUUGUUAGGUAUAUGUAAGUUGAUUUAGUAACUAUAAUGAGUUACAAAUAAAAAUGUAUGGAACAACUUUGUUAAAUAGUACUUUUUAUUUUGUUAGUGUGAUCUGAAGUAAGUUUUUUAUUUUUUAUUUCUACUUAAUAGUAAACUAGAGCUAUGUAACGAUGAACAAUAUACCUACAAGUCAGCUUUAAGCACAGACAAAAUUAUAUUUUACAUUAUAAUAUUUACACUAAAAUAUGCACUAUAUCACAAUCCGCCCUAUUUUUAGAUGUUAUUGUCGGAAAGAAACUGUACAUUGUAUCGUCCAUAGUUCAUAAUCUCCUUCAUUACCCCGCUUUCCUUAGUCGUCGCUUUCUUCCCCUCCCGCAGCACCAAGCUCCACGUUCUCAAGGCCUGCACUAAAGGCCUGAAGACUCCUGUCCUCCUCUUUCCCCUUCCCAUAUCGUCUCACUGUAGUUGCCUUACUCACAGUGCCUAAAUGUACCAUUUUUAUACCAAAAUUUGUAUGUUAUAGCAUUUUUGCUUUAAUAUUCACAUCCUGGUAAUCUUAAGUCAUUUGAUGAUGUUAAUUGUUCUGCUCAUAGUACGCUUCCUGUUAAGUUACAGUCGGAGACAUAAGUAAAAAGAGUAUCCAAUAAUAAUAUUCUAGGUGUACGUUUGGUGUCAUCGUUAAUAUUAAUAAAUGUUUCCCGCUUUUUAGACUUUGUGACAACUGACCCCGCGGUUUUAGCUCUUUUUAGUUUUUCUCUCGACUGUACGCUCGUACUAGGGUCAGAACGAUGCCUAUAAUAUAUUUCUGUAUCACAUUUUGUCAGUGAAACUGUAUAAAUGUGUCUAUAAUUAUAAUAUAAUGUGUAUUUAAGAAUAACGAACAACUUCACAUCAUAGAAUAUAUCACUAGAGUAAACCUUCAAAUCACAGUAACAAAAUGUAAAGGUACACUUGUUAAAUUUGUACAGGGAGUUUUCCAUGUUUGAGGUUCAAAAGUCUGAACGCAUAUGAAUAUUAAAAAAAAGAAUAAAAAAAUAAAAUGUAUUUUCGCAUUGUAACAUAAGUACACGGUUAGGUUUAACGAAUUAAUAUUUUAUUACCGGAUCAUAAUGGAUGUUGACCUGUUUAUAGGGAACUAUUUAAAGAUCAUGUAAGUUCAUCUUGAAUGUUAGGCUAAAUUGUUAAUGUGAUAUAAUUACCUACACUGUUACUGGGCCCGAUCAUUGUUGAACCUUGUAUCGUCGUCACUGUUUUGUAUUGGACGUGUUUACAGUCACAGUUUUCUUGUUGUCCGUGACGAACUUUGUAAAUUCCCCUCCCCGGGCCUCGUAGUUUGAGAUUCUACAUUGCGUUAUUCUAUUUUCGGUCGUUCGUUCCUAAAAGUUCCUUUUUCUGGUAACGUCGAUGUGUUUUGUAUUAAAACUUGCUCAAUAUUUUCGGCGAUGAUGCGAAAUCCUUUGUUCUUGUUAGAAUUCAUUUGUACUUGUCCGUUGUAGAAAGUGGUAUAAUAUUGUUAAGUGUUGUAUUGUACGAUAUCAGGCAAGUUACUACCUAUAUACCUAUCACAGUACAGACGCACUGGUAUAAGGACAUAGCCAAAUUAAUGAACGCAAUUUUGCACAAAACACACAUUGGUAUUGGAUGAAAUUUUUAACAAUAGGUAAAAUUUCCUUUUGUAGAGUGAUCAAGUGACAAAUACGUGCGUUUAUCGCUUGCACCGUCUAUCGUAUCAAUGUAUUGUAUAAUAUUACGACAGUAAGCUGGUGUUGGGAGCAUUAUUUCCGAGGUUGUGAGCUUUGCUAUCGGGAAUGAGUUUCAACUUUAAUUAAUUAAUAAAUAUAAAAUAUAUAAAUAUAAUUAUUCAUUUCGACGCACAACUGUGUUGUGUGUUAUUGUAAAAAGCGUUUGUUUGUUCUUUAUAUAUGUACCUACUUUCGUAAUAUAUGUGUUAACCUGUAUAUCGCUGUGAGACAAUAGCAAGGGGCUUGUUCAGUUUAUUUAUAAUCUAGUUGAUUGCAUUUAAAGAUACGUAGUCAUAAGUAUGGGAUAACAAAAUGUGUUUUGCUGAACUUAUUCACAGUAGAUGUCGGUGUACUUUCCCCCCAUUUUUGCUAUUGCACCACAGUAUAUCGUGAACAAUCCAAAUAGAAUAUAGGAAUAUAAAUACAUAUCCUUAUUGAAUACUCAAAACGAUUUCACAUUAAUUUCUUGUAACAACAGUUGUGCAAUACAUAUAUAACAAACUGCUUAGGUAGGUAUUAGGUAUAUUUUCGUUUGAAUUUUACAAAGAAUGCAAAAUCUGUUGUAUUUUAUCGAUAUUUUUACUGAUAAUAUGACGGGAACGCCGACGGUUUUCCGAAGGUGCGUCUCGGGAAUAUUAAGUCAUAAUUGUGUAAUUAUUUUUUAAGGUUAGGCCGGGCCAAAUAUUGCAUUAAUGUAGGUUGCUCGGCGCCGUGUCUUUGUGUCGAGGCAGUCCUCUCUGCCCUAUGUAUUAUAAUUGUAUGAUGAAUGAACAUCUCAGUGGCUGAAUGAAAUAUUAAUGUUUAUCGACAGUGUUAGAAAAUUGUUAUAAAUUAUUUUGAUGACUGUUCGAAGGAUAAUAAAGAGUUGGAUGUCAA
Molecule: messenger RNA, 5484 nt
Organism: Spodoptera exigua (beet armyworm)
Lineage: Eukaryota; Metazoa; Arthropoda; Insecta; Lepidoptera; Noctuidae
Source: the annotation of a GenBank genome assembly